GCGUUUAGUCCCGCUGAAAGUUUACGUGUUACAACAAUCGAAUGCUCUGUUAGCCGGCUGAAUAGUACGAAGAGCUCGUUUUCGAUAUUACUCACCUUUUCGGGUUGAACGAUGACUCGGAUCGUGAGUCUGAGUUUAGCUGCCCUCUUCUUCGGUCGAGUGCGAGGUCUAGACUACGUAACUUGCACCUCAAUCGUGAAGUUGGAGAAUCAAAAUUACAUGGUGAGGCUCCAUUCACAUGAUGUGAAGUACGGGACCGGGAGCAGACAACAGUCUAUCACAGGGACCCACGAAAAAGACGAUCACAAUUCCUAUUGGGUCAUAAAGGGAACUAAAGACAAGCCGUGCGGCCGAGGCGACCCGAUCAAAUGCAACGACAUCAUCCGAAUCGAGCAUUUGGCAACCCAGAAAAACCUUCAUUCUCAUCACUUCUCAUCGCCCCUCUCUGGGCAUCAAGAAAUCUCAGCAUUCGGUAAGAAUGGCGACGGUGACUCGGGCGAUCACUGGAGCGUGAUUUGUUCGAACGUUUAUUGGGAGAGAGACAACUCGGUGCGACUCAAACACGUGGAUACGGAAAUGUGGCUUUCAUUAUCCGGGCAGUCUUUCGGGCGACCUAUCAGCGGUCAGAUGGAGAUCAUCGGCGGCAGUUACGCCGACUCUUCUUCCUAUUGGCGAGCUCAGGAAGGGGUCUACGUGAAACCAGCUGAUAUUGGAAUGGGUUCAUUCGUUCGAGACGCAUCCAGUAAAAUCGAGCACAACGAACUGUGAAGAUUUGAGACUUCGACUGUAAUCUAACAUUUUCCUCGACGCAAAGAACUUCCGCGUUCGCGGUUUUUUGUUGCUUGUUUUCUUAGGCCACAAAAAGCUUUACUCCCUUCUGGGGAAUGGCGAAAUCGAGCCCGUCAAGAAUUAUUAUUUAUUGGAAGUUCAGAGGCCUUGGUUCAGGCAUCGAUGUCGCAGAGGAAAGUUUCUGUAAAUACUAGACCUGUGAAAUGAGCGAAUAAAUGAGUGAUAU
This is a messenger RNA of Galendromus occidentalis (western predatory mite), 1015 nucleotides long. RefSeq names its product stromal cell-derived factor 2. The transcript has 5 exons. Lineage: Eukaryota; Metazoa; Arthropoda; Arachnida; Mesostigmata; Phytoseiidae. Bases 112 to 768 code for a protein of 218 amino acids. The record is from RefSeq and is a predicted model, not a curated record.